AUGGACCGACUUCUCUCUUCCAUUGCUGCAAAGGACAAGAGCCUCGUCUAUGUGCGUAGGGUAGCAUCGCUUGCAUCACCCUAUCUUCUCCCCCUCUUCUCCCCCCGCACCCUGUCUUCUCCCCCUCUUCUCCCCCAGCACCCUGUCUUCACCCCCUCUUCUCCCCCCGCGCCCUAUCUUCUCCCCCUCUUCUCCCCCCGCGCCCUAUCUUCUCCCCCUCUUCUCCCCCCGCGCCCUAUCUUCUCCCCCUCUUCUCCCCCCGCCCCCCUCCUCCUCCCCCCCUUUCAGCUGUGGGAGCUGUUUCUCAAGACGUCACGAGCGGACUUCAAGCUGCUGCAGCAGCGCCUGGAGGCCGCGCUGCUGGAGGUGCAGGCCGUCAAGUCACAGCUGAUACUGGAUAUGCCUGCUCUCAACGUCUCCUUCUCAACCCUCUCCGACUCCUCACUCCCCUCGCCCGCCAACGCCUCCUCCGCACCCUCCCGGGACACCAGCUUCGCACCCCCACCGCACUCCACCGCCCCCUACUCCCGCUCCUUCUCCAACAACCAGCUCAACCCCCACGGCAGCACCAGCAGCGCGGAGCACACCAACCUGCGCCCGCCCUUCACCCCGAAACCCACCACCUCCGAAUCCGCCCUCCUCCCAGUCACCAUCUCCUCUUUCUCCUCCGCCGCCCACCCCUCCUCGCUCGGUUCCUCCUCCAGCAGUCUGCAGCUGGGCACCCCCUCAGGGGGGGGCGGGGGCGGGCCGGGGAUCAAGGAGCCGGGGCAGUUUGCGUCGGCGCGCAUGCUGAGCAAGUGGGGCGGGGCGGGGGGGGAGAGUGCGGUGGAGAAGGAGCUUCAGCGCAAGGAGAUGAUGCGGCGCGCGCUGAUCGAGGAGAAUAAUGAGCUCAAGGAUCGGCUGGAGGAGAGGGAGAAGCGGGAGAGGCAGGCGCUGCGCAAGGCAGAAGUCAUGAAGCAGGAUGCGGAUGCGACGAGGAGCCAGCUGCAGGCGAUGCAGCAGCGGCUGGAGGAGGAGGAGGCGCAGCGGCAGACGCUAUUGAGGGAGCUGCAGGCGCUCAGAACCCAGGUGCAAGGCGAGGAGGGGUUGCAGGGGAGUGAUCAGAGUAGUGAGAGGGCGAGCAGAGAGAGAGAGGAGGAGAGGGCGAAGAGGAAGGAGAAGAAGGAGAAGAAGGAGAAGAAGAGUAAGGAGGAGAAGAAGGAGAAGAAGAAAUCCAAGGAGAAGAAAGCAAAGGAGAGCUCAAAAGAAGGAGUGAUUGACGGGGAGGAGGAAACGCAGCAGCAGGAGGCGCAGCAGCAGCAACAACAGCAAGAACAGCAAGAGCAGCAAGAGCCUGACUUUAUGUCGGCUAGUUACCACUCCUCAGACGCCCUAUCAAUCUACACUCCGCUGUCCUCCCUUGAGAUUGUGAGUGCAACCAAUCUGCCUGUGCUGUUCGUUUGCAACUCUACCAGCACGAGGGGAGUAGCGUCUGCAGGAAUGGGUGAGAAGCAGGGGAUAGCAGCCGCACAUGCAGCACGAGAAGGCAUUGGGGUAAGGUGGGCAGUGGUGAGAGAAAAGCUAGGGAGGCUGCAGCAGGAGAGGAAGGGGGAGGGGCAGGAGGAGGAGAAGGUGAGGCAGGAGGAGGGGAAGGUGGAGCUUGGAGAGGUAGACAGGCGAAGAAUACCAUCCAAGGGUGAUGUAGCGGCUAUGGAUAUGGUGCGAGUGAGGGAAGUGGGUUCUGCUGAAAGAGAAAGCAAAGGGCGAGUUGAAGGGGUUGGGCGAGGGCAAGAAUUAGGAACGGAGGGAGCAGGGAUUGAAGGAGCAGGGAGGGAAGGAGCAGCAGGAGCAGAAGCGGCAGAGAGGAUUUCAUCAGCCCACAAUCCAACAAAGUGGCUCAUAUCACGAGUCAUGACCCGGCACAAGAGCCACAAAUAUCUGUGGGAGAAAUUUCUCAAGUCCACCCGAGCGGACUUCGCGGGACUGCAGAGGCACGUGGUGGACGUGGGCGUGCAGAUGGAGCGAUUGCGGGAGGAGAACCAGAUGCUCAGAGAGGCGCUGCAGCAGCAGCAACAGCAGGUACGGGAUAGAGACGGGCAGUCCGCACAGGUACUGGAGGUGUGGGGGGGUGUAGGGGAGGAGGAGGCGCAGGGGAGGGAGGCGGUGCAGCGAGAGCUGGUGGAUGACGGCAGUGAGCUAAAGACUCCCCAGGCUUCUGAGGCUUUAAGGGCUUCUGUAUCUUCUGAGGCUUUAAGGGCUUCUGUGUCUUCUGAGGCUUUAAGGGCUUCUGCGUCUUCUGAGGCUUUAAGGGCUUCUGCGUCUUCUGAGGCUUUAAGGGCUUCUGCGUCUUCUGAGGCUUUAAGGGCUUCUGCGUCUUCUGAGGCUUUAAGGGCUUCUGAGGCUUCAGGGGCACCUCAAGAAGCUCUGCCAGAGGGGAACAGCGAACCAAACGCUUCUGAAGCGUUAGAGGCUUUGGAUGCUGCAGGGGUGCCUCAAAGGUCACUGGUGGAGGAGAACAGGGAGCUGCGGGAGAGGGUGGAGGAGAGGGAGAGGGCUGUGAGGGCGGCUCAGAGCAGCGCGGACACUCUCGCCAGUGAGCUGGCAGCAGCGCAGUCCCAGUUGUCAGCAGCGCAGCAGCAGGCGCAGGAGGAGAGGGAGGAGCAGCAGAGGCUGGCAGGGGAGCUGAAAUCCAUGCGGGCGCUGCUGCUGCAGCAGAUGCAGGCUGUGGCGGAACAGAAGGAGCUCAUUGAGCGGCUCCUCGAGCGACAGCAGCAGCAGGCUGAGGUUUUAGAGUCAGGAGGGUCAGGGACAGUGGGCCCAAGGGCAUUGGGGUCAGAGCCUGUGGGAAAAGGGGCAGUGGGAUCAGGGGCAGGGGUAUUAGGGGCAGGGGAAUUAAGAGCAGGGGAAUCAGGUGCAGGGGAAUUAGGGGCAGGGGAAUCAGGGGAACGGGAAUCAGGGGCGGGGGAAUCAGGGGCGGAGGAAUCAGGGACGGAGGAAUCAGGGACGGGGGAAUCAAGGGCGGGUGAAUCAAGGGCGGAGGAAUCAGGGGCGGGGAAAUCAGGGGUGGCGGAAUCAGGGGCAGGAAAACUAGCGGCAGGGGAAUUAGGAGCAGGGGAAUUAGGGGCGUUGGAAUCAAGGGCAGGGAGUUCAGGGGCAGGGGGUUCAGAGGUAGCGGGGUCAGAGGUAGUGGAUUCACAAAUGGGGGGUUCAGAAGCAGUGGGGUUAGCGACCGAGAUGGCAGAAAGCAAGGCGACUGGUGUGCUGAAACGGGUGGUGCAGACUGCGGCAAAGGGGGAGUGA
Closterium sp. Yama58-4 is the source of this 3279-nucleotide messenger RNA. NCBI's taxonomy places the organism in Eukaryota, Viridiplantae, Streptophyta, Zygnematophyceae, Desmidiales, Closteriaceae. The record is from the annotation of a GenBank genome assembly.